UGAAUAGCUUGUUGUUGAGUUCUCAUACAGUGAUGAACGACGGUCGAAACAGGACUUCUGAAAACAGAUUCAACGAGAUUUGACAUUCCUUGAGAAAGGUUUUCUUCAAAAAUUCUCCCGUGGAUUCUCUUUCUAAAUAAGGACGACGUCUGGCCUCCAAUGGCCCCGAGAUUUUCCGAGCCACGCCCCUACACCCGGCAACCAAUCACAGACUUUGAUAUGCGUGACGCCCACAGGCAGUCGCAGCAACAAGAAGAACAGUCUAAUAAUAACUGUGACAGUAGUAAUUUUGAUAAUCAGCAAUAACCAGGAGAGAGCUGGCGGAGAUUUGGUGAAAUUAAUUCUUUACCUCAGAAGAAGGGUCUAUUUAUUUGUAUCUUGUACGUUCGUGUGUGAUCGACCUUUAGAUGUUUUUAUAUAGUGCUGUCUUGCCUAUGCACAAAUAAUUACUCUCUCUGGAAGAGAAUGCUUUAGUCUGGAAAUUCAGCCCUCAAUUGAUCAACCAAUCAAAUCCCUUCAUAAUUCUGCCAUUAAUUGGCCACCUACCAUGCUACCGAUUUCCUGAUUGGUCAAUACAUUUCAUCUUGCAUGCAACCCCAUCCACUCAUCCAAUCAAAUUUGCUCAAUAUCAACACACCCUAAGCCAAGCUCAUCUUGAGAUUCAUCCAACAAGGCUCCUGAUUGGUCAAUUUCCCCAAUACCUGAGCCAAUCAACCAAUCAUGGUUGGCCUACCACCGACUGAUAUUGUACCAUCUGUGGCUGUGAAGCUGGCCAGUGCCGGACUGGGAGGGUGCAUAGCUGAUGUAAUAACCUUCCCACUGGACACAGCUAAAGUGCGCCUUCAGAUUCAAGGCGAGAGCGGAACCGACAAGAAAUCAUCAAAAGGCACCGUCGGCAAGGAAGCACGUGCCAACUUCAGGUACCGCGGCGUUUUCGGAACCAUAUGGACCAUCAUCCGCCAAGAGGGACCCCGUGGACUCUACAACGGGCUCAUCCCGGGACUCCAGCGCCAGAUGUGUUUCGCCUCGGUCCGCAUCGGCCUCUACGAUUCCGUCAAGGCUUUCUAUGCAGGUGCUCAAAAAGUUGAUUAUGGUGGUGUCAACAUCAUCACAAGAAUCAGCGCAGGUAUCACAACGGGAGCAUGUGCCGUACUCAGCGCCCAACCUACGGACGUUGUCAAGAUUCGCCUACAAGCCCAGGGCAAUGCGGUCCUGAAUGGCGCCCCCAAGAGGUAUACCGGUGCUAUCAACGCCUAUCAGACCAUCGCCAAGGAGGAGGGUGUCAGAGGCCUGUGGAAAGGAACGAUGCCCAACAUUGUGCGAAACUCCGUCGUCAACGCCAGCGAAGUCGUGGCCUACGACCUCAUCAAGGAGGCCAUCCUGAAACGCAGGCUACUCAAAGACGAGUUCCCCUGUCAUUUUGUCGCGGCUUUUGGCGCGGGGUUCGUCACCACGUGCGUCGCCACCCCGGUGGAUGUAGUGAAAACGAGAUUCAUGAACUCCAGCCCUGGCCAUUACCGCGGAGCUAUGGACUGUGCCGCGCAGAUGUUCAGGAAAGAAGGUCUUACUGCUUUUUACAAAGGAUUCACGCCACAGUUUCUGCGACUGGGCUCCUGGAAUAUUGUGAUGUUUGUAUGCUACGAGCAGCUUAAACGUGCCAUCAUCAUGUCCACGCAACAUAGCUAAUACCAUCCCAUUGCUUCAUUGAUGCCGCUGCUGCUUUGAUUUGACUGUAAUCCUUCCAUGGAACAUUGCGCUGUGUAUAAAAGAUGCUAUUAA
Messenger RNA from Lytechinus variegatus (green sea urchin), 1779 nucleotides. Its product is annotated as mitochondrial uncoupling protein 2-like. The record is from RefSeq and is a predicted model, not a curated record. Bases 721 to 1686 code for a protein of 321 amino acids. Gene Ontology annotation, molecular function: oxidative phosphorylation uncoupler activity. Gene Ontology annotation, biological process: mitochondrial transport; response to cold; adaptive thermogenesis. Gene Ontology annotation, cellular component: mitochondrial membrane. The transcript has 7 exons. Lineage: Eukaryota; Metazoa; Echinodermata; Echinoidea; Temnopleuroida; Toxopneustidae.